Messenger RNA from Mesoplodon densirostris (Blainville's beaked whale), 6123 nucleotides. RefSeq names its product golgi associated, gamma adaptin ear containing, ARF binding protein 2 (gene GGA2). Gene Ontology annotation, biological process: intracellular protein transport; vesicle-mediated transport. The record is from RefSeq and is a predicted model, not a curated record. The transcript is spliced from 17 exons. Lineage: Eukaryota; Metazoa; Chordata; Mammalia; Artiodactyla; Ziphiidae. Gene Ontology annotation, cellular component: trans-Golgi network. Gene Ontology annotation, molecular function: phosphatidylinositol binding; ubiquitin binding; small GTPase binding. Bases 90 to 1952 code for a protein of 620 amino acids.
CGCCUGCCGCGUCGGCAGCCCAGGAAAACGCCAGACGCCGGCGGUUGAAGGGCAGGGGCGGCCACGGCCUCGGCUGUGGGGCUGGGCCUAUGGCGGCGACGGCGACGGCGACGGCGGUGGCGGCGGGGGCCGGGGCCGCGGCGGGGGCCGAGUCGGCCGAGGGGCCCCCGGUGCCGGCGGCGGCGCUGGAGCUGUGGCUCAAUAAAGCCACAGACCCAAGCAUGUCAGAACAGGAUUGGUCAGCUAUUCAGAAUUUCUGUGACCAAGUGAACACUGAUCCCAAUGGCUCAACCCAUGCACCUUGGCUACUGGCCCACAAGAUCCAGUCUCCACAAGAGAAAGAAGCUCUUUAUGCCUUAACGGUGCUGGAGGUGUGUGUGAACCACUGUGGGGAGAAGUUCCACAAUGAGGUGGCCAAGUUCCGCUUCCUGAACGAGCUCAUCAAAGUGUUGUCCCCAAAGUACCUAGGCUCCUGGACCACAGAAAAAGUUAAAGGAAGAGUCAUUGAAAUACUCUUCAGUUGGACAGUCUGGUUUCCAGAAGACAUCAAGAUCCGAGAUGCUUACCAGAUGCUGAAGAAACAAGGAAUCAUAAAGCAAGACCCUAAACUACCAGUGGAUAAAAUCUUGCCCCCACCUUCUCCCUGGCCCAAGAGCUCCAUCUUUGAUGCCGAUGAAGAAAAGUCAAAGCUUCUGACAAGGCUUCUGAAGAGCAACCAUCCUGAGGAUCUUCAGGCUGCAAACCGGCUGAUCAAGAAUUUGGUCAAGGAGGAACAAGAAAAAUCAGAAAAGGUGUCCAAGAGAGUCAGUGCUGUGGAGGAGGUACGGAGCCACGUGAAGGUGCUGCAGGAAAUGCUGAGCAUGUACCGCAGGCCCGGGCAGGCCCCGCCAGACCAGGCAGCCUUGCAGGUCGUGUAUGAGAGGUGUGAAAAGCUGCGGCCCACCCUGUUCCGGCUGGCAAGCGAUACCACUGAUGAUGACGAUGCGCUCGCGGAGGUUCUCCAGGCAAAUGACCUCCUCACCCAGGGAGUUCUGCUGUACAAACAGGUGAUGGAGGGCCGUGUCACCUUUGGGAACACAGUGGCCAGCUCUUUGGGAGACAUACCUGUUUCCAGAGUCUUUCAGAAUCCAACAGGCUGCAUGAAGAACUGCCCCCUGAUUGACCUGGAGGUGGACAGUGGAUCCGAGCAGGCUGGGACUGUGGCGCCAUCUUUACUGCAUCAGGACCUGGCAGCCUUAGGGAUCAGUGAUGGCCCAGUUACCAAAAAGGUUGCGAGUCAGAAUUGCGGUCAGGAAAAGAGGAACCCUGCCACCAGCACACUGCCGGGUGGUGGUGUUCAGAGCCCUUCUGCAGAAAAGAACUUGCUGGAUCUCCUCUCCCCACAGCCGUCUCCAGGACCUCUGAAUUAUAUUCCGCAGAAAAGUAUCCCCAAGGAAGUGCCACCAGGUACUAAGUCCUCUCCAGGUUGGUCCUGGGAGGCUGGCCCAUUGGCUUCUUCUCCAUCUUCCCAGAAUACACCUCUGGCUCAAGUAUUUGUCCCUUUGGAGUCUGUUAAGCCCAGCAACCUGCCUCCUCUUAUCGUGUAUGACCGGAAUGGAUUCAGAAUUCUGCUCCACUUUUCCCAGACUGGGGCCCCUGGCCACCCAGAAGUACAGGUGCUACUGUUGACCAUGAUGAGCACGGCCACCCAGCCUGUCUGGGACAUCAUGUUUCAAGUAGCUGUGCCAAAGUCAAUGAGAGUGAAACUACAGCCAGCGUCCAGCUCCAAGCUUCCUGCUUUCAGUCCUUUGAUGCCUCCAGCUGUGAUCUCUCAGAUGCUGCUGCUUGACAAUCCACACAAAGAGCCCAUCCGGUUACGGUAUAAACUGACAUUCAACCAGGGUGGACAGCCUUUCAGCGAAGUAGGAGAAGUGAAAGACUUUCCAGACCUGGCAGUCUUGGGUGCAGCCUAACUCCUCACUGGACAGACCUGGCCAUUCAGGCUUAGGCCAGUGUUACUUUUGCUGUCUAGAUAGGACUAAUCACAGUGAUUUAUUGCAGAGUGCCAAGAGUUCUAUCCUGACAUCAGGCUCUGGAUGCCAACCUCUGACUUAUUCUGCAGAUAUUGUGUGUGUGUCUGUGUGUGUGUGUGUGUGUGUGUGUGUGUGUGUGUGGCCCGGGGGCUGAGGGGCAGGGAUGUGGGCAGUGUGGGAAAUGCUAAAGCAUUUCUGAUAACCAUCUGCUAUGAUCAUAUCUGGUUUUGCAUGUUGGUGGACACUGAUGUCCCUGCCUCAGGUUGGAGGUUUUAUAAGCCGAAGUUGUUGUUGUUUUCCAUGUAUUAUUAUCUUUUCAUUCAUCCACUCUGUGCCUUGUCAGCCUUUGAAAGACUUGGUUGCUCCCAGGCUGCUGUUCUCAGGGACCUUAAAAGGGACCUGGUUGGUCUUGGGGCAGAGUGUCUUCUGGGACACCCUCUUCCAAGAAAGACCUUGUCUCCAUUUCCAUUAGCGAAUGCUGCUUGCAUGUGUUCAGGAAGAUCUUCUAAAUGGAAUGCUUGUUGCACUGUGUUCUAGGCGAGGGGCUGCCACUAGACCAGAGGACCGCGCUUGGUGGGCCGAUCAUGUCCUUCACCACUGUGCCUUAGAAUUGCCCAUAGAUGGACCCUUCAGGGCAGAGGGGAAAGCGGAUCCCAGGCCUUAUUCAGGCCUCAGGUUCCGUGGGUCGGGCAGCCUGUCUGGACCCUUCCUCAGGACCCUCAUCUCCAUCCUCAUCCUCUUUCACCACAAGCAUUUACCCAGAGCUCUUUGAUUGUGACACCAUGCCAGUCAUUGUAAAUCAUAACAAACAGGUUCGCCCUGGCCUGUUGACUUCACAAUCCAGAAUGAAGAACUGUGAUGCAAAUGAGAUAUGACGUGAGUUUAGCAAUGAAAAGUGAUGACUAAAUACAGAAAGUCAUUGAAUAAAUACCCGUGUAGCAAAUAUACUCUGUGGAGUUUUGAGUAAGUAGGAGAUGCAAAGCCUGUUGCAUUUAGAGAUAAUAGGCUUGAAGAGAUCAUUCAUCUGUUGAAGUAAGGAAGACUUCCUGAAGGAUGUGGCACCUGAAGAACUGCUUCAGUGAAGAGAAGCCCUGAGGAUCUGAAUGAAGCUGGAAGAGAGGUGGAUUCUUGUUACCGUCAUGGUGUGAAGGAAAAAUUCAGGCCUGCAGUCGGUUAAUACUUAGCACCUACAAUGUGCUAGGCAUUUGUGCAUGUUUUACAAGUCUCGCUUGGCCUGAUGGAUGGGUGAAGAGAGCUGAGCCUGGCUGAGAUGGCCUGAUGAAGGAUGCAAGAUCCAAGCAGCUCACCUGUCUGGGUAGGAUUCUGCCUCAGAAACUGCAAGGCUCUGUUUUUAUCACAAAAUCUGGUACUCCACAGUCUGAUCUUUUACCUUCUACAUAUAGUUGGAAAUCUGCCAGCACUAUGGUGGGGAUGGGAGCUGUAAAAAAUCAAGGUAUGUUACUUUUAAAGCAAAUGUGAAAACUCAUAAAACAGAUAAAUGAUGGGGUGACUUCUUCAUUUGGCAUAACUCAUAAGGUUCAUUUUAAUCUAAAAUUUUGUGUUCAAAUAUUCUAUAUAUCAGGGCUUCCCUGGUGGCGCAGUGGUUGAGAGUCCGCCUGCCGACGCAGGGGGCAUGGGUUCGUGCCCCGGUCCGGGAAGAUCCCACAUGCCGCGGAGCGGCUGGGCCCGUGAGCCAUGGCCGCUGAGCCUGUGCGUCCGGAGCUUGUGCUCCGCAACAGGAGAGGCCACAACAGUGGGAGGCCCGCAUACCGGGAAAAAAAAAAAUUCUAUAUAGCUUUUAUAGGCUCUAGCUAUUUCAUAAAGUCUCCUAGAGGUGACCAUCAUAAAGACGAUGCCUACCUAGAACUUCCGUCAAAAAUGGGUGAAUGAGACCUACACAUGAAAAAACCUUUAUCACAUAGUUAAAAGGUAGCCUCACUGAGUGUGAACAUUCUUCUGUCUUCUGGGCGACAGACUCCCGGUGGUGCUCUGCUUAGAUAGAGUUGGACAGGGUAAGGGGGAAGGGAGGUGGGUGUCCUGAAAGUGGCCCUGGUUUAUGUUAUCAGUGCCUUGUAAUUAUGAAGUUCAGCGACCACUUAAGAACCAACCCGUAUCUUUCAUUCACUCAGCAAGUUGUUGUUGACUAGCUACUGUGAGCCGAGCACUGUCGUAGGCACUGCAGAUACAGCAGUGAUAGAAGGUCCCUGCCCUCGUGGGUCUUCUGAUGGGGAGAGACAAAUCCACAAUGUGUCUGGUGGAGCGUUGGCACUGACGAUCCAGUAUUUUCCCCUAUCCUGAACUCUUCCUUCCGGGAUCCUGUCAUCCCUAUUUCUUGACCUACCUCUGACUGUUCUUUUUCCUCUGUCCCUUAAAUGUGUUUCCAUAGGGUUUAGUCCUUAGGACUUUUCUAAGCAUUCUGGGCAGUUAACUACUAGAUGAGUGGUAGACCUCUAUCUCAGGCUUCCACCUCCUUGCUGACAUCAGGUCCAUAUUUUAAGCCAUCUAAUGGAUAUCUAUCUGGAGGUUCCACUGUUGCCUCCACGUGCUUAGAAUGGAACACAGCCGCUUCUCUCAUUCUCUCUCUGUUCUUUUAUUUGAAAGCACCUAUCCAAGCCUUCAUAGGUCCUUGAUUCUUGCUUCGUCUCCAUCCCCCUCAGUACUUUUGUCUCGUCUAGUCUGUUUCUAAAUAGUAUCACAUCUUGCCCUCUCCACUGCAUUCACAUCGUCACUGCCCUGGUUUGGCUUUUUUUUUUUUUUUUUUUGGAUGGUGCUGUAGCCUGCCUCUCAGUUCUCCUCUGAGCCAUUAUACUUGCCAGCAUCAGAAUUCUGUAACAUACCUGGGCACUUGACCCCUGCUGAAAAACUGUGAAUGGCUUCUUAAUGCCCUAAAAGCCUAUGCAGCCAAAUUCAAGUUGUUUACUCUGGCGUUCGGUGCCCUUCUGUAACUUUGUAUGCUCCUUACCUUUCUGGCAUCAUCUGUCAAGAAUAGAGCACACUUUGCCAGAGCCACAAGAAAGUCCCUUCAUGUUUUGAUAAUGCCAUGUUUUCUCGUAUCUCUUUGACUACACCUGUCGUUAACUCCUUUUGUCUCUUCGGUGAUUUAAGAUUGGGCUAAAAUGCUCCUCUAUCUGUGAGCCACUCGUUGAGAGUCGAUGAGCUGUGGAUAUAGUAAACGUUGAAAAAAGGAUAAAUAAUGACCAAAAACAUGAAUAUUACCCAUUAAAAAUAAAAUAGUGUAAAUUGAGAGAUCAAACAUGAAAGGUUGAAAACAAAGGUGAUAUUCUCAUACAAAUAGUGUUUAGUACAGUGUUCAUAAAUCACAAAUUCUUUGAAUAUAUCUAAUAUAGAAUAUGCUUACCCAGGCCCAAAAUACAAAAUUCUACAAACUAGUGUGUUUGUUUUAAACUAAGAAGAAAACAAUAGAGUGCUAGCCAUAGCUUGUUUCAUAUUUUUUUAAGCAGUAACAGCCUGACCUCUUUCAUCUGGAAAGAGACGGAGUCAAGUAGAUAAGCAGGAAGUAUCCUCAGAGAAGAUAGGGCCAAGGUCCAGAGAUCUCAUCACACAUUUAAAGUAAGCUGAAAUGGAAAAACUCCAGGCCUUUAGUUCCCUUGCCCAAUGCAUUCCCAACUAUACCAUGUUCAUUCUGAGAAAGCUUGCAUCUAAAAAUGUGUAAACAUUCUGCUCCUUUGACUUUUAUUCUUGAACACUUACUUUAUCCCACAGCUAGAGGUAAUACUAUGAUUUUAAAAGCUGAAAAACAUAUUGCAGUGUUACAGGCUCCAGAUACAUAGGCUUUUAAAGUUUGAGAUCUUCUGAAGCCCCAACAGUCUGAAGUAAUUAAAUCAACCCUUACUUGUAAUUCCAUUCUUUAGCUUCACGUACUACCUCUAGCCAUGUGACCUGAGACAAGUAAUUUGUCCUCUUCCGCUACCUUCCCUGUAAAGUGCAUAAUAAGAUUGUUUUGAGAAGUGAGUUAAUAAAUGUGAAGUGACUCCAGUACUUCAUAGGACUAAGCUAAGACUCAUAUUUCAUUUACUGUUUGCUUGUCCACCUGGCUUCCAGUACAUGAACAGACUUGACUUACCCAUAACUUUUUUGGCCGUGCCGUGAG